AUGCUUCUUCUCCACCAGUCGUCAAGCCAUGGAAUGCCGUCUCGCAGAUGUUGUGAUAUGACCGUAAGUCGAAGACUCUAAUGGGAACCUUGACAGAGUUGCGUUUCGAAAUGUGCAGGAAUGAGGAGAUAUUGACGUCAAACAUAAGACCCACACCGAACAUUUCCCGAUAUUAUGGGUCCAUUAAAACUUACUCAGCCCAAAUCUAGCAUUUGUAAACUUCUUCUAAUCUUUUGUUGAGCUAAGGCUCUUCCUUAACAACCAGUACUGCACUGAACUAACUCACAUUCCGCGAGUGUUAAUGGUCAAGGUGCUUAUUUCGGUCUAGAGAAAAAUGUAUCGAACAUACCUUCCUCUCCGAAGAUUUAUUUGAUCGAUUUGGUUGUGUCAUCCAGCCCACGUGACAGAUUUCUGGAGGAAUGCGAGGUAAAAUUAGAAUAAAUGAGAGUGAAAAAGUUCACUGGUCCCCCUGGUCGCACCAUCGCGAAUAUUUUUCAGAAUUCCUUGCCACUUUAGAGACACUGCUUUAUUUUAAAAUACGGAAAAAAGCAGACGAAGUGAAAGCACAAAGGUUUACUAGUUUCACUGGGCGCACUAUCUCGAAUUUUUUUUGAAAUUCCUCGCCAUAUUAGGUACAGAUAUGCACUGCUUUAUUUUAUCUCACGUUUUCAAACGCGUUUCACCGCCCAUCUCUCUUAAUAACUGAGGUGCUUGAUGUGAGUGCAUUGAUAUUUAAACCAUAGCAAAAACGAAACGUACCUUUCCCAAGUUGAGUGCUAAUCACAAACAAAUGAAUUCGGAAUCUGAUAUUUUCGACGUAACGGGUCGCACAUGUGUUAGUUCGGUUACUGAUAGCAGCACCGAUACACCCUAUCGGAAUGUCAUUGAUCGGUUAGCAAUAACAAGCUUAGUGUACAAAAUGGAUACAAUACGCCCUACAACUUUCCUGUUUGGUUACAAAAUUUUGCUUGUUUUAAUACCCCAUCACGUAUAAUGUUAACAGUUGUGUUAUCGGUUGACCUUGACAUAGGCCUUGAGGAACGUAGGGUGAGCCUUUGACUUCGUAGCACUCUGAAGCGGCAGAUAUCUGGUAACGUUUAAUGAACUAUCACGAAUAUCUUUAUUAUUGGAUUUUUAUACGCGCAAAAUAAGCUUAAUUUUUUAUUUUAUAAAAGGUAGAAGUGCGCUAUCUAGUAGAAUGAUCUAAACAUUUUGAGAGAAAUAACACCUGCCUAGUGUAUCGUUCUCUUUUAACCGGCGACAGUCGUUUAUAUGACUGCAGAGUCCGAAUGAACAGAAUUACCUGAUAUAAGUAAGACUGCCGUAUGGUAUUUUCAAUGUCCAAAUAACUGCGAUACACUUGAACUUUUAUGACAAUAUGUUGCCGCAUCCCCGCUGAGCGUUCCACUAUAUAUGAUUGAAUGUGCCCGUUAACAAAAACUAGCAAAAAACCUAUCCAUAAGAAACCAAGGGGUUUCGGUGUGCUGCUUUGUAAGUGGACUGAUUAACUAGCCUGUGAAUCACUGUACUGGUCCCCGUGAAUGCGCAGCUGGAAGUCGGAAACAGACAUUUUUGUAACAUUCGCUUUGUAGAGCUAAGCAGGUAGAAGGCACUUAAAAUAUCACCCUAAUGAGAUACUCCGCGUGUCACGGAGUGAUAAUUAUCACUCUAUGUAACUGGCCUUUAUAUAUUUGGUAUUUACUUUCUCUCAUUGCUGGCAGCGAACCAGCGGCCGCUUACACGGUUCAGAAACAGACUUGCCAGUAAUCGGUCGAGGAGACAGAAGAAUCUAAAGUAACAGAUUUUUUGGGCUUGGUUGUAUGCAACUUGCACUGUUGCUGAGAACGUAAUAAAGGUUUUAUUGCCCUAACUUGCUUAAUAAUAGGAAGUUAUCCCUAGUUACUUGACGUCUCUUUAUUGUAAAAAAUGAUUUUCACAAAUAUUUCAACGUUAAAGAGCAUUUACCCUUAGUUAUGUACUUUAAUUAUUCGAAGCACGUUUUUUCCGAGAUAGUCAAACUCGGUUCAAAGAAAACUGACAAUUAUAUGGCAUUCUGAAAGUGUCAGCGAUAAAAAUAAGCAAAACUACAACGUAGGCAGAAAAACUGCAACAAUAUAGUAACUUUGGUAAAAAAGCCUUUAAUACAACAAGACGACUUAAGCAGUGCUGGGAGACUUAACAAAGAUGAAAUGGAUGUAGGACGUGGUUGCACUGGCAAAUAAACGGUGGCUUAUGGAGGUUCUACGUAAAUCUGCUUUUUCCGGACUGAAGCGUGAACUUAUUAUAAAGCAUUGUAAAGGUGCGUCGACUAGAAGAAAAACAUUGGAAGUGUCAUUUAUAAGUUCGUCUGUCGUCAUCAGACUUCAGUGCCACAAUUUCAAAAUGAGUGUUUGUACUUAAAACCCGAGUUGGUUUGACAUCAACCAACACCCUCAGGCCACUGUAAUCUGCUAGGAUUGAGCGCGCGUUUGCAGCUUUAUCAUGUCAAAUGGGCAGGGUGAGCAGACCGACAUGUUCCAGUAAGCCAUAGCGUGGCCUAUCCCUUUUUUGUCCAUGAGCAUCCUCAGCGUUCACGUUAAACGAAUUUAACUUUGGUCCAUAUGUGGGCCGUAUUUAAAAACGAUGGUGCGAAAGUAAUAUCGAGUAAUUUAAAGCGUUUUUGAGCGGCGAUCUCGCAUGACUGCAGCGUAUGAGCACGUUAUUGUCCAAAUGACAAUUGAAAAGUUCCAAAAAUUUAUGAAAGAUUGCAGAUUUUUCUGAACGCAACUUUAUCCUCUUUACUGCAUUUCAGCUGCAACGAUGGUCUCAAAAAACCACAAACACUGCAAACCACGACAAGGUAGGUCAACCAUAUUGUCGUUGCCUAAAAUCAUAAUAACAACAGAACCUCGAUCUUACCGUGUAAUGCGUAAUCAAAAGCCAGAACUGGCCGAGUUCUUUGAAUCAGUGGACGAGCGGAUGAAAAGGUAAGAAAACGUCUGUUUCGUUCCAUGGCAACGACCGCGAUUUUUAUUUCAGUUAGCACAAACAGAAGUAUUUUGUCUCGACCACAGUGACGAUUAAAUUUUUUGUUGGCUGAGAUAACAACAGUUAUUUGAAGUUCUAAGUAACUGUUGACUGUAAGAUAAAAGAUUUUAAGACAGACUGCGUUUGUUCAUAUUCCUGAAUUGAAAGACAGUUUUCAAGUUGUUUUUUUCGGAUUUGUGCGACCAGGUGGGCACUUUGCCCCAUGGUCAUUUUUAGCUCUAGUGCACCAGCUAUUUCUACUGUGAUGUUUGGCAGGACCCGUUUUGUUAGUGUACGCCUCAAAGCAGACCGUUUCUGUGAACAUACAAAUAUUUAUCAUAAAAACAUUCCUAUGUUAUGUUCAAAAUUUUGUUUUUGUUUUUGUUUAUCUAUCACUCAACUCACAUUAAGACUUACUUUGUAAUAACACAGCUCUUAAAGCCUACUGAGGCCUGUGAUAGUCAUAUUGCUCAUCAUGUAUAUUUGAGUGUAUAUUUGAGUGAGUGUCUAAUGACGACUCUGCAUUUUCUCUGAGUCAGUUUUGCUAUGUCACCGUUUACGGUAGCCUUGAAGAUGGGGAACACUAUAGGCCAAAAGCAUUUGAUGAGAUAAAAACCUUAUACCUUGUAAAUAUGAAUUGACCGAAUAUUUUCAAACUUCAACAGUCUGGCGGUCGCUCGAAAGCCCUACAAAGCUCGGAAUGACAAAGAACUGACCGUAAAACCUGGCGACGUCUUUGAGGUUGGCUGACAGCUUUUUUCUUUCUUUUUCCUAUAAAUAUUUUCAUUACUGAUUAAACAAAAUAGUUUUGUGUAUCCUAAAUGAUAUUGGUACUUAACAUAUACCCAUUAAUCUUGGAGUAUACAGUGACAUGCGUUACAUUAUGUAAGCAGGGUGGAAGCAAUAUUCGUUGGAGCUUUUCAAACUGUCUUACAGGUUCUCGACGAUGAUGGCGCUUGGUGGUGUCUGCGUGCUCCCUCGGGCAAAACAGGGCACGUUCCAAAGUACCAUUUGGAACCGAUUUCUAACCCAAUGGCCCCAUACGGACGCAACUACGAUCCUCCCACCGACCCAAUUGUUGUGAAGGUUCCCGUUAUUGUUAAGACAUCAGUUCAUAAGGAGGCGAGUGAGGAACCCGCUCGGUCUCGAACUCCACCAGCUAGGACCCAGCAGCAGCAGCGUCCGGUUACGAGAUCGGCCUCACCAGCGCCAGCGUCAGCGUCACCACCACCACCACCGCCGCCUACACCACUGUCGAGGUCACUUUCGCAGAUUCAGCCUACACUAUCAUCCAGCCGCCUAGAAAGAUCACCAGAAUCGCGACCUGAGGUUCGAACUUAUAUAAAGGAAAUAGUUCGUCGGUCACCGGAGCCAAUAAGAGGGAGUCGCUUUAUUCGUUCAACUAGCCGCCGUCCACGCAGACACUCUGGCAGUUCUUCCAGUUCUGACGACGACAGUUCUAAUUAUGAAAACGAACCCAAAAAAAGUUAUGCUCCACGGGCCGCACGUAGUUCGAGGGCUCAAACUCAGCACUCACCCGCUGGACGUAAUUGCUCCAAGGUCCCUCACUGCUGCGAAAGUGCAUCCUGCCAUGUGCACUGUUUCCGGCACCCCUGUGCGAUUCACUGUCCGAAGGAAAAGAAAAAAUGUCAAACUCCGCCACAAUCUCCUGCUAGGAGCGAGCAAUCACAGCAGCAGCAGCAGCAGCAGGAUAAACAACCGCAACAGGUCUUCAUUAUCCUUGAACCACCGAAGCAGGAACAGCCUCCCGAAGUGGAGCCACCGGAGGAGUACCAAGACGCCUGUCAGACCGCACCCAUCCAGAUUCUCCUCACUCCAGGCGGUCAGUUUACCUCCUCCAUGACCGUGGCCCCUCAGUUCCCACAAUAUGGGCAGGCCCAACAGGCAGCAAUGCAGAUGUGUGCCCCGGCGACCAUUCAAUGGCCCUGUCAACCAUAUUACCCAACCUACGUAUGA
Molecule: messenger RNA, 4983 nt
Organism: Spirometra erinaceieuropaei
Lineage: Eukaryota; Metazoa; Platyhelminthes; Cestoda; Diphyllobothriidea; Diphyllobothriidae
Source: the annotation of a GenBank genome assembly